AAUGGAUGGAACUGGAGAACAUCAUUCUGAGUGAGAACACUUAUUUAACGAAGUUUGCUGCAAAAGAACUUAAUAAGAAUGCCAAGAAAUGUGAUAAAGAAGAAACGACUGAAAAGGCCAACAUUAAGAAGGCCAUUCAGAAAGGCAGUACAGAAGUUGCAAGAAUACAUGCUGAAAAUGCAAUCCGUCAGAAAAACCAAGCAAUCAAUUUCUUGAGAAUGAGUACUAAGAUUGAUGCUGUGGCAGCCAGAGUUCAAACAGCAGUAACAAUGGGCAAGGUAACAAAGUCCAUGACAGAUGUAGUUAAGUCUAUGGAUGCAACAUUGAAGAGUUUGAACCUUCAAAAGAUUUCUGCCUUAAUGGACAAAUUUGAACAACAGUUUGAAACACUGGAUGUUCAAACACAACAAAUGGAAGAUACAAUGAGUAGUACUACAGCCCUAACAACACCACAAAGCCAAGUAGAUAUGCUACUUCAAGAAAUGGCAGAUGAAGCUGGCCUUGAUCUCAAUAUGGAACUACCACAAGGUCAGACAGGUUCUGUUGGCACAAGUGUUGCUUCUAUGGAGCAGGAUGAACUAUCACAGAGUCUUACUUGUCUUCGUGAUCAAGUAUAACAUAAAGAACUGGUGCUUCUGUUUCCUUCACUUGCUUCUGAAACAUUCUUUGUGUGUAUAUAUAUAUAGGAUUUGAAUUCUAAAUGACUGGUCUAAA
Castor canadensis (American beaver) is the source of this 714-nucleotide messenger RNA. NCBI's taxonomy places the organism in Eukaryota, Metazoa, Chordata, Mammalia, Rodentia, Castoridae. The record is from RefSeq and is a predicted model, not a curated record.